This is a messenger RNA of Iphiclides podalirius (scarce swallowtail), 1176 nucleotides long. The record is from the annotation of a GenBank genome assembly. NCBI's taxonomy places the organism in Eukaryota, Metazoa, Arthropoda, Insecta, Lepidoptera, Papilionidae.
AUGUUUACGCUUUUUGUACUUCGGUUGAAGUUCACCAUAACGAAGAUCUACCUAAUACAAUAUGCGACACUUGCUAUGAACUUCUUACGAAACUCUUUACUUUUAAACAAACUACCAACUGAUGAAGAUUCACAAUUUGAGAAUUUACUCAAUGACUAUGAGAAUGAAAGUAAUGAUAUUAAGUCUGAACUGAUUGAAACAGAGAUUUGCAUCAAUGAUGAUAUAAAGAAUAGCAAAAACACUGAAGUUUUUGUCAAGGAGGAAUUACCAAGUGGCAAUAGAGCUAAAAAGAAAACUAUUACAAAUAGGUUAAAAAAGGUAUCACCACCCAAACAACUUUUGGUCAAAUCAAUUGCUAGAAUAAAUUUAUCUACAUCAAAGAAGCCACAAAUUUUCUCAUGUAAACUCUGCAAGAAAAUAUUCAGUUACCCAGAGCGAUAUGAGGCACAUAAAUUAGAACAUGAGGGUAAAAAGGUGUCGAUCGGCUGCGCGGCUUGCGACAAGACGUUCGCCACGUGGAGCGGCCUGAGGCGGCACAAUGAGAGCGAGCACACCCGCGUCAGCCUGGACAGCCUCAAGUGCCGCUCAUGCGGGAAGACCUCGAAGAAUCGACACACUCUGCGGAUGCACGAGAAGACCCACGGCCAGCGCAGCCCGUGCAUAUGCGACGUGUGCGGCAGGAGGUUCGUCUCCGCCGCCGUGUUGAAGGCACAUUUGGGAACGCACGAAGAGAACAGAGAGAGAAGGCACGAGUGCGAGCAGUGCGGCAAGAAGUUCUAUUCGAAAGCUGUGCUGCUCUCCCACAUAUCGAAACGGCACAGCGGGAAGAAGUUCAUAUGUCAAAUAUGCGCAUUCCCUUUCACGGAAAAGAGCAAUCUAGUCAGGCAUGUGCUUUUACACGAAGGCAAGAAGACGUUUAAAUGCGACCUCUGCGAGAAAUCGUAUGCGACGAGCUCCUCCCUGGUGGAGCACAAGAGGACUCAUUCGGGCGAAAGGCCUUUCGCUUGCUCCUACUGUCCGAAGAGUUUCUCCGCCAAGAAGAGGCUGGACGACCAUCACAGGAUCCACACUGGUGAGAAGCCACACAGGUGCGGUGUCUGCGGCCAGGGCUUCACUCAGCGGGGCACCCUCAAGCGGCAUCUGAAGGUGCACGAUAAAUUCCCAUCCGCCCUAGCU